Molecule: messenger RNA, 496 nt
Organism: Saccostrea cuccullata (small rock oyster)
Lineage: Eukaryota; Metazoa; Mollusca; Bivalvia; Ostreida; Ostreidae
Exons: 3
Coding region: 88-423 (111 amino acids)
Source: RefSeq, a predicted model, not a curated record
UACCAGUAUAACGUAUCUGUUAUUGACAAUGGUUGGAACGAUUGUUCUUCUGGUGUGUCGUACGUGCGGAACUCGACUAUUGACUCUAUGCCUUUUGUUGCUGCAUUCGUUUGUAACAAUCACGGAAAUAUGAGAUAUAAACUUUUAGGAGGUUCGAGUUUAUCUAGUGAUUUUAUGGAGAUAUUCCGCUGUCACUCUUGUGAUUAUAAUUGUGACUUGGUAUAUGGUUACCCCUAUGACGAAGUCUGUUCUACAUCUAAUUGUAAACAAUAUUGCAGAGGCGGCUUUUAUCACUACAAUGCUCAAGGUUAUUGUCGAAACAGUAGUCAUUUGCAGUUUAGUUAUCGUCCUACUGGAUGUCCUUCCCAGUGUUCGCAUUGGUACACACUAAGCUAUAUCGAAUGUGGAAUAGAGAUUCCUUGAAACUCUGAGAUAUAAAAUAUACUAUUACAAUUGUAGGACAUCGGAAAUAAUGCCAUGUCUCCAUUUUUGUUUU